Molecule: messenger RNA, 3705 nt
Organism: Giardia duodenalis
Lineage: Eukaryota; Fornicata; Diplomonadida; Hexamitidae
Exons: 1
Coding region: 1-3705 (1234 amino acids)
Source: RefSeq, a predicted model, not a curated record
AUGAGGGUGCUCUUGCUCCUCUGCUCUACUCUAGCAAACUACUCUUUUGUUUCCCCGCCCAUUGCUGCGAAGACGCCGAUUAGCCUCGUGGUCUAUGAAAGAACAAAUACGGAUAUGCUUCCUCAGGAGUCUCCAACGUGUGGUUCAAAGUCUAUAACCUGUCCAGGAUAUACGGAUCCUGCCUCUCAAGUAAUCUCGUCGUCUACUUGUGUCUAUACAUAUCCCUACACUGCAUCAUCUGCCUCUUCACCUAGCACCUGCACUAUUGAUAGUGUGAGUAUUCCCAUUGCUAAUAAGGUUGAUGGGUACAUAGACUAUCUUCCUCUGCUCCACAAUACGUCGUUCUUUGACACGGACGAAAGUUACAGUAGUAUGUACGCGUCUUUUAAAACGUAUGAAGUCAACGGAAAGACGUAUGCAAACGUGAGUGAGCUGCCCAUCUAUGGCACCGCUAUCUCUCCGUCUGGGAGAAUAGCAGCAUGCUACACAGCCAACAGGGUCACUGUCUACUUCGACCAGGAUACGUCUUCAAGCAACUUUAAAGUUCUCUCAGGAGCAGACCUAUUUCCAACUGAAAUUCUCCCAGGAGAGAUGACCGUCAUGUCAGUUGACAUCUCGGAUGAGUUUCUUAUCAUCAUGUUCGGCCAAACCAAUGGUGGGUCCCAGAUUGGCUUUAGAAUAUUUGAAUUAAACAUAACCGAAAGUACAUUGGAUAAAAAGAUUAAGCAAUUCUCUGUUAAGACCAAGACAACAGACAUGCUAUUUCGUGGGAGCACCAGCGGGACAAAGAUAGGGUCAUUCACUGCAAACAGCUGUCAUAAAGGGAGUGUCGCCCUGGACAAGGUAGGCACAAAAGAAUACAUCCUGGGGGCAAUAGUAACUUGUCCAAACAGUAGCUAUACGCACAACUUCAUCUUUACGGCCACAAACGUUGGGACCGCGUUUGCCUUUGUCCUAAAGAAGGAUGGCACCUGGCUGGGUCAAACCACACCUCUGCUCCUUGUCCCCGACAUACCCUCAGACGCUCCACUGACAGAAAUAAUGAGGAAUUACCAAUUUACUACAGCAGCCAUUCAAAACGGACGAGUGUUUCUUUCUGGAGGAAGCCAGGUGUUAUACUACACAUUUCUGAGCUCUGGUGACUAUGGUAGCCUUCAGGGUAAGACAAAGACCCUGAGCUCAAUCACUGUUUUUCAAGACAACGCUUCUCCGUUGACGCCUGGCCCGGAACCAAGGGACAGAACGUCAACCGUUGGUCCAGCAAUGACCUUCACGUACAACAACACCUUCCUCGUUGGAAUAGACUCUGGGCAAUCUCCUGCUGUCGUUUUGGAGUACAAUCUAAGCGAUUCCACAAACGUAGUCAAACUGGGAGCUAUCGUUAACAUGUCCACUCCUCAUAUAUUAUCCCCCCUGGGAUUUGGGCUAGAUAGCGUGGCCAUUAUAGACAAUCAAGAUAGAAGUCAAGUGAGGUUUGCUCGUCUUCCGAGCGCGCAACCAGUUACAGCCGACACAGUGCUCUCCACGACCUCCACCAUUGAGUGGAUGACCAUUACAGCACCUACCACCGUAGAAACAACAGAAGAAGACUCAGACUUUCAGGUACAGUCAGAUAAGAUUAUUCCCCGGUCGAGAAGGAACCUUGUCUCCCUCUCCUACAGCAAUGGCCGGAUCGUUGCGUUUAAUCCGACCAAUAUCAGAACUCAAACGCUAUAUCUUGGAAACCUAAGCAUGUACAGUGUUCUUGUCGGCGAUAAACUUCCAGAACUUGAACUCAACACAAGUACAGCUUCUGCGGGUAGUAAUAUCACCAUCACGUAUAACACUUUAUUUUCAACUACCUCACCACCCAGUGGAAGCGGCACAGACUCGGCCAAGUGCUUGCUAUUCAGUUUGCAAUAUACUGGCAGCAACAUCGGUCUUUUGCCGAGUGAUAUCUCUACUAAGUCAUAUACCAGCACUACAUCAGCUAAUGCUGGUACAUACCUCUCAUGUGUGUACACGUUUCAGGUCCCUAUAUAUGCACACAACUACCAACUGGGCCUGUAUUCAGCAGGAGUAUUGGUUGCAACUGGCAACCUUUCUGUCACUCCCACUGAGCAAACUACUGUCAACGCGGUGAUAUUCAACCCGUCUAUACUACGAAAAGAUCGGCAACUCAGUGUCUCGGUCAUACCCGGAGACAAGUACGGAAACAGACUAGUGUUUGCAGACACUCGCGCGGCUGCUUCUCUACCGAACUGUGACUUUUUCAAGCUUAUAGUGUACAACAUCUCACAGUAUCCCGAGGACGUUGAUUACUCUACCGUUAGUAGCGCGCAAGGACUCGACGAGGUGGCAGAGCUACACUUUGUCAAAAACGGGACACAUUAUUGCACAACAAAACCGGUUGUUAUUAAUGCCCAAGGCCAGUACCUCUUCAAAUUGACAGAUAAAGAUGACCAUGACCUGGAGCUUUCUCCAAGCGUUAUGCAACAAUUGGUGACGUGGGUGAACGAGCCAGCGGGGCUUAACCACCCAAAAAUGGCGUGGGGAGUACUUGUUUUGGCGAUUGCAUUACUCACGCUGGUUAUCUUCAUUGUACCAUUCCUCCUGUAUAGGUUUUUCAACAGGCCUCCGGAGACUAUCUUCAAAGGGUCUUACGUGUCUGCAAAUAAAGGGGCGACCAUAGAAGAGCGCGAGGCCAUGCGCAAAAAGUACCAGAAUGCAACCCUGAGUACAUCUGGCCAGAGAGUAUUGUCGGGAAUCCCGUUACUUUCUGUCCUUAGAAAUGAGCUGGGAAAGAAUCUGUUAGCAAAAAACACAGACGAAGCAGCAGCAUCUAUAUCUGUUGUUGAUGAGCCCAACAAAUCAAGUUCUGCAUCAUUCACGGCUAAGUUCGCAAGACAACUCCAUGAGAUCCGCUCUACAAUCUCACCGAAUGUAAUCAGCCAGCUCCAAUCUGUGAGGAAAUACAUUAGUACCGGCGCAAAUCAGUACGCUAGUACUGAUGAUUGUUCUGGUUGUAGUAAGUGGACGCAAGAAAGCGGGACCUUUUUCAUAUACACAUUUCCCGCAAUGGUAGGAGAACCCCCCGAGCCUGCCCUUGUUUUCGCAUCUGAGUUUUCUUCUGCUAAUGUGGUAGAAACAUAUGUAGACCAGCUCACUUUAUGGACGUUGUUGCCAGAUGUAGAGGGCCGCCUCGCCAUCAAGGGGAUCUUUACCUACGAAAACAAACCAAUUGCAGGCAAUAAGUGUGAUGGUAUUCAAUCAGUCCUCAAUGCAAUAUCUUUGACCUCCUCGCACUUCGUCAUAGUGCUAGCAGAACCAGCCUCACUCUUGAGCAGCCCAUCCAAGGCCGAUGUUCAGUGUGUUGUUCACGCUCUCAGAGCAGCCAUAUUCAACUGCAUCCCGUCCAGGGGGCUUGGAGGAGCUGUCCCUUCGUCCCUUUGGAGAGACCGGACAGGAGCUGCCAAGCUCGGCCCGCCAACUAUUAUGAGCAAGGCCUAUAUGCUCCAGGGACUUUCAAGCGAGAGUUCUGCCGACUACGAAUUACGCUGUUUGAUUGUAGCGCUAGUAGUCUUGUCGUGUGUUCCAGCUGUGGAUUACAGAGAGGCACUUGAGUGCAAGAUCAACAGUGCAGCGAUCAGAAACCCUUAUCUCGCUGGCUUGUACUCCCAAAUCCAAUCGGUAGGAUGGGCAACCCUGCGUGCUGAGACAGAGUAG